GAGGGGAGGUGGGCCGCAGGAAAACCUCACCCAGAGAACCCGAGGAUGCCCCAGCACGGGAAGCCUCCAACGGCAGGCUGGAUGGGGCUACGGGCAACCCGCUCGAGUGGAAGGCACCCCUGCCGACGGAAAGACGGUUGGAAGCAGAUGGCAUCUGAGGUCCCUUCCAACGCAAACCACCCUCUCAUUCCCUCAACUCCUCCAGUCUCCUCAUCCUCAAAAGGUGCUUAAAAACCACAUCAGGGGCGUCAUCCCCAUAAACGUUUGAGGACUCCUCCUGGACGGCAACAAACCUUUGGCCUUCGCAACGCAAGAUCCUUGGCUUACAGCUAUCCGCCUCCUGGUACAUUUCCUCCUUCUCACCACAUGCCACAGGAAGCAAGGAAAAGAAAAGACGGUGGAGGAAGGAGACGCGUCGUCUGAGGAGCACCACAGCCACAGACCCCGCUCGGAAGGAUAUCUUCCCUUUCUCCUUCUUCCUCAAGCACAAGCCUUUCCAACGUAUUCUCAACAGCUUCCAACACAGGCGGCGCUGCCUACUCCCACCACAACCACAGCCAACCCAGAGCUCCUCACGCCACCGGAAACUACCCAAGGUUCUCCCAGCACGCAUCACUUUUCCAUGCUUUGUAAAAAACAAACAGAAACAAUGCACAGAAAGCAAACCACGGGCAACACACAUCUCACUCAAGUCGAAAGACCAAGACCCAUUACAGCACUAGGGCAUUACGUAAGAAAAGUAGAGUUGAACAGGAAGAGGGAUUUCACCAAAGGACACACCAGAGCUCUCGCCGCACGCCUCAGGGAAAGGAUGAAAAAAAAAUAGCUGCACAACAGCUGACCCAGAAGAUUCCGCCCCACCACUUUCACAUCCCCCUCCCGGCCCUCGCAGCCAGCCACCCCAGAACACACCGCCGGACCAGGAUCUCCACCAACCGCCCCACACACAGACAAGGCACUUGCUCCCAGACCACAAAAACCAAUAGCCAAAAGUGAAAGCCACAGACAAAAUCUCUCGGCAACAGGAAAGCGAGGAAGGGAAAGAUGCCACACCACAUAAAGCCGGCACCGUGGCUGCACACAGACCACUGCCACCACCCGCACCACCACCGAGCCCCACCAGGCUCCUGCCCAGCACAACGCGAGUCCCACCAUGGCUGUGCCUGCAAGCCCACAGCACCCACGGGGGUACGGCAUCCUGCUGCUCACGCUCCUUCUGAAAGCUCUCGCCACCACCGCCUCCGCCUGCAACCACCUUCGCCCCCAGGAUGCCACCUUCUCUCACGACAGCCUCCAGCUCCUCCGGGACAUGGCUCCCACACUACCCCAGCUGUGCCCACAGCACAACGCGUCUUGCUCCUUCAACGACACCAUCCUGGACACCAGCAACACCCGGCAAGCCGACAAAACCACCCACGACAUCCUUCAGCACCUCUUCAAAAUCCUCAGCAGCCCCAGCACUCCAGCCCACUGGAACGACAGCCAACGCCAAAGCCUCCUCAACCGGAUCCACCGCUACACCCAGCACCUCGAGCAAUGCUUGGACAGCAGCGACACGCGCUCCCGGACGCGAUGGCCUCGCAACCUUCACCUCACCAUCAAAAAACACUUCAGCUGCCUCCACACCUUCCUCCAAGACAACGAUUACAGCGCCUGCGCCUGGGAACACGUCCGCCUGCAAGCUCGUGCCUGGUUCCUGCACAUCCACAACCUCACAGGCAACACGCGCACUGAGCCCCAAACGCACCUCCCACCCUUGUCCUAUUUAUCUAUUUAUUCAACUAUUUAUACAAACGCCUAUUUAUUCUUCUAUUUAUUCUUCUAUUUAUUCAGACAAAAUAAAGCUCUCCUUUUCAACACUGCCUGCGAGUGCCUCCUUUCGCUCAAUCACAGAAGCCCCUUUCGGGGGCAACCAAACCUGGGAUUCUCACACACAGCUCCGAAAACUCUGCUACCCGCUUACGUCUUGCGUAGUCCUGGCAGGGGGAGGGAGGUCCACAAGUUCGGCACAAAAAGCAACCAAAGCAGGGACACCUGCAGCGGGCGGCAGGACCGUCCGGUUUUGGCUAACAAGGUUGAACAAAUCAGCUGAUAAUCAGUUUCAGCACAGAAGCUUGACGGCCACAGCGGUACCGCAGUGACGGGUUUUGCUUCGUUAAUGUGAAAUUAGCCCUACAGGUAACUCACGUCUCGAGUGCCAUGAUCAAGAACACAAAGGCGGCGUACCACUGCAGUAGAUGACUCUUCACGCAAAUCCUGUCAAAACAUCGCCCCACAGGGAGAAACCCACAAGCUUCAGCUUCUAAGGGGAAGCAGAGCUAUCUUGGGGAAGCAGAGAAGAGAAAGGCAGAGAGAAGGAAGGAGACAAGAGAGCUAAGAGACGGGAAGCUACACUCAUCUUACUCCGCCAAGACAGGGCACCUUCUUGGCAACCACUCUGCCUCACCCUCUCUCUGGGUGGAGAACACUGGGACAGCAUGGAUUUGGAUACCCCCAUGUCUUCGUUCCAGCUGGGACAGAAUUGUUCUCUUCAGAGCGCCUGCUACGAUGCGGCGUUUUGGUUCUAGGAGAAAAACAAUGCUGGUAACACACCGACGCUUAUUCUUGCCGCCAAGCGGUGCCGCACCGAGCCAAGGCCGUUCUCAGCAAAAGCCCCAAGGAGCUGGGAGGGAGCGGAGUUAGGACUGCUGACUUAAACUGGCCCAAAGGGCUAUCCCCCACCAUACGACAUCAAGCAGGAGGAGUUUUGAGGAGGGUGGGAGUUCAACUCGCUCGCUUGCUCUUCCGCUCCUCACGUGGCUGCAAUGCCGCUCUCCGUCCUAUCAGAAAAGUCACGGCUGUCAGGAAAAGUCCCCGGUGACUGCAAAAACGGAAACAUCGCUCCCCCUUCUAGGAAAGGAGGAAGGAAGACGCGGGGAACUACAGCCAGGUGAGCCUCACCCCUCUGCCUAGGAAGAUCACGCAGCAGAUCUGCCAGCAACAGAGGGACGAGCAGGUGAUCCGACACAGCCUGCAUGGCUUCACCAAGGGCAGAUUGUGGUGAAGCAGUCUGGUUAUAAUGCUGUUAAAACACCGACACUAAUUGUUGCUGACACGUGGUGCUGUACAGAGUGAGGUCCAUUCUUUGGAGAUGCAUUGCCUGCUGAGCACCGUAUUCCAGGACAGUGCUCCAAGCUCAUCGUAACGUGGCCCAGAUUGCAAUGAUUUUUCAGAUGCCUUAUGUCUUCCAGAACACUAACAUCCAGUGAGCCACCGUUUCCACUCUUCCUAACCUUUAGGACCUCUUCUAGUUCUUCAGGUGUCCCAACACUCAAGCCCAGUAAUCGACAGUCCAUGUCAAGAACUUCUCAACCUCAGUGGUCAUUUCUUCCAUCACCUCAAGCAGUUCUUAGCUGACAAUAAUACCUGCUCCCAGACACAGGGCCCCUGCCACCGUCACUUCAAUAAAUACUUUUGAUCCAUCCAGAAUUUUAUCCAGCACAACACCACAAUGUUUAUAACUGGGACCACGUUUGUCUUUAGGAUCCUGCCUGUUUUCAACGCGUGGAUACACUCACAUGGGAGACGGAAACUGAAGCUCCUCUCACAGCCUACUCCAAGCAUCUCAACAUCCAGUGACUGUCCCUAUACAACAGCAAUAGCCACCCAGCAAGAGGAACCAGCCACAGCUUGGGCUGGGUCAGCCCAGCACUGCUCGCUAAGCCUUCUUCCACUUAAGGUCCACAGCAACAGGGAGACAGGCAUGACUGAGCCCAGCCCAUUGGCACCACAUCAAGGCCUGAGUCUGGCUACGACACAGCCCAUCCUGUCACAACUCCUGGCCCACUCCACAGCCCAAACUUGUUUGGAAUGCAAGGAGCAAGUCUUCACCACGAGAGGCAAUCAGGAGACAGAUUGAUGCCAUUUGGAAGAGGAGCAGCAGUUAUUACCCAGAGCAUUAUGGAGGCCAUUUGUACUGCCCCUGAUGGAGGGGGAAGGUCCCAGUGGACUACAUAUAGCACAUGCAUGUUGACAUCUAUUGAUCAUAUUGUAUUUUUUUAUUUUUUCACCCAUUUUUUAAAUCCAUCUUCUCUAAUAUUUAAUUUAUUUGCUUUUUUUUUUUUUUUCUUUAUUCAUUCCUUUUUUUUUUCUGGAAAUAAAGGCUAUAUUGAAAAGAAAGAUGAGGAGAGGCACUUAUUCUGCACGUGCCACAGACAAGGGCAGGUUUUUUGCAGGCAGGCCUCCUGCAGUCUGCACACCUAAAGGUCCCUCAUUCAUCAACACCUCUGAGCUUCCUAUCACUAUUGUGGACCAUGGGGUUGCUGUGGACUGGCACAUCUCUUCAGUCACCAAGCUUAGAGACAUCUCCCAUGGACACUAGAUCCUGGCAGUGCAAGUCCACUGUAAUCACAUGAUGCUUGGCCCAUGAGCUCUGCUUCUGCCACCACACAGCUGCUCCUUUCCCACUCCUCUCCCAGUACCAAGGUGUGAAAGCCACCUUCAACACACUCUGACACCACCAGCCUAGUUCUGCUGGCCUCUCAGCAAUGUCCUGGGGCUGCCAGGGGCUUGCAUGGAUGAAGAGUAUCUCAAAGUAAAGGUGGAGGGGUGGGGAGGGGAGGGGAUGUCAACCAUAGCCCUUCAAGAUCUCAACAAAGAGUACUGCAUCCAGGCCUGGGGCCCCCAGUACAGGAAGGACGUGGAGCUCUUGGAGCAGGUCCAGAGGAGGGUCACUAAGAUGAUCAGACGGCUGGAGCACCUCUCCUUUGAGGAAAGGUUAGGGAACUAGGCUUGUUUACCUUGGAGAAGAGAAGGCUACAGGGAGAACUCGUUGUGGCCUUCCAGUACUUGAAGGGAGCGUAUAAACAGGAGGGGCAACGACUGUUUAUGAGGGUGGAUAGUGAUAGGACAAGGGGGAAUGGUUUUAAACUAAGACAGGAGAGGUUUAGGUUAGAUAUUAGGAGCAAGUUUUUCACACAGAGGGUGGUGACACACUGGAACAGGUUGCCCAAGGAGGCUGUGGAUGCCCCAUCCCCGGAUGCCUUCAAGGCCAGGCUGGAUGUGGCUCUGGGCAGCCUCGUCUAGUGGUUGGUAACCUUGCACAGGGGGGUUGAAACUCAAUGAUCAUUGUGGUCCUUUUCAACCCAAGCCAUUCUAUGAAGGAGCUGCACACUACUGCUAAUAAAUCCACGCAGGAAGCACAAAAAAAAAAUUGACAAAAAAUACAGAAUGUGCCCAGGGCCUGCUCACUGCUCACCUACCACCACCACCACUUUGCACUCCUACAUCCCAACAGACCCUUCAAAAGAGCAACAUCCCCUGUACACCACGCACCUAAGACAGCCUAACCCAGCCAGCACACACAGACACAGAGUACCACAUGAAGUUAACUGACCACAAAUCAUCAGGACUGUCUUUUUCUUCACCCUUUGACCACCACCACAAAAAACACUUCCUUCAGGUACUAUGCCCACCACAAGAAACCCAGAAUGAGAAAACACCAAGGCCCAGUAACUCUGGUCUCCUGAAAAGGACUAAGAGGCUGUUCUCUGUGCUCAGUCAAACCACUUCCAUGUCACCACUGUGAAGACAAUGCUCUGUGCUAAAGCAAGUAGACACAUCCCUUACAGCUAGAAAGUGAGGAAACAAGUUGGAUCUUGGCAACUAAAGGAGAGUACAAACAAGUCGUUAGGAUGUGCAGGGAGAAAAUUAGAAAGUCAAAGCCCAGCUUGGACUCAAUCUGACCACUGCAGUAAGAGAGAACAAAAAACUUUCUUUUACAAAUACAUUAACAGUAAGAGGAGGGAUAAGGAGAAUCUCGAUCCUUUACUGGAUACAGCAGGGAAUGUGACCACUGAGGAUAAGGAAAAGGCUGAGGUUCUCAACGUCUUCUUUGCAUCUGCCUUUAAAAAGUCAGACGUUUUACAGAUAGAGUACUCUAUCUUCUGACCUGGAAACCUUGGGUGGGGAGUAAAAUAAACUUUUGAUUAUUCAGGUAGAAACAGAGACCUCCUACUCCACUUGGACCGACACGAGUCCACGGGACCAGACUAGAUCCACUUGAGGGUGCUGAGGGAGCUGGUGGAAGUGAUUGGCAAGCCACUUGCCAUAAUCUGUCAGCGUUCCCUGUCAACUGGAGAGGUCCCAUAGGAUAGGAGGCUUGCCACUGUGACUCCCAUCUUCAAGAAGGGUUGUAAGAAAGAUCUGAGGAACUACAGGCCCGUCAGCCUGACUUCAGUGCCAGGAAAUGUUAUGGAGCACAUCAUCGUGAGGGAGAUCACACAGCAUGUGCAUAGGACAACCAGAAGAUCAGGCCCAGCCAGCACGGGUUCAUGAAAGGCAGGUCCUGCUUGACCAACAUGAUCUAAUUCUAUGAUCAAGUGACCCGUCUGGUGGAUGAGGGAAAGGCUGUUGAUGUAGUCUACCUUGACUUCAGUAAAGCCUUUGACACUGUCUCCCACAGUAUUUUCCUGGAGAGGCUGGCAGCCCAUGGCUUGUACAGAUCUUUGCUGGGUAAAUAACUGGCUGGAUGGUCAUGAGUGGUGCUCCCUAGGGGUCAGUAUUGGGGCCUUUCCUGUUCAGUAUCUUCAUUGAUGACCUGGAUGAAGACACUGAGUGCACCCUCAAUUUGGAUGACACCAAGUUGGCUGGAAGUAUCAAUUUGCCUGGGGAUACUAAGGCCCUGCAAAGCAAUCUGAACAGACAGGAUAGUUGGGAUGAGGCCAGUGUGAUGAAGUUCAACAAGGCCAAGUGCUGGGUCCUACACUUUGGCCACAACAAUCCCAAGCAACCCUACAGGCUUGGGGCAGAGUGGCUGGAAGACUGUGCAGAGGAAACAGACCUUUAGGUAUUGAUCAACGCUCAGCAGAACAUUAGCCAGCAGUAUGCCCAGGUGGACAAGAAGGCCAAUGCCAUCCCGGCUUGUACCAGAAAUAGUUUCGUCAGCAGGAGUGGAGAAAUGAUCAACCAUCUGUACACAGCCCUGGUGAGGCCACACCUUCAGCACUGUGCUCAGUUACGGGCACCUCACUACAAAAUAAUCAUCGAGGCCCUGGAGCAUGUUCAGAGAAGGGCACUGAAGCUGUUAAGGGGUCUGAAGCACAAGUCUUAUGGGAAGCGGUUGAAGGAGCUGGGAUUGUUCACUCUGUAGAAGAGGAGGCUCAGGGGUGACUUGAUCACACUCUACAUCUACUUGAAGGGAGGUUGUGGUAAGGUGGAGGUUGGCCUCUUCUUCCAUGUAGCUAGCAAUAGGACUAGACAAAAUGGUUUCAAGUUGCACCAGGGGAGAUUCAUGUUGAACAUUAGGAAAUACUUCCCCGAGACAGUGGUCAGGCACUGGAAUCAGCUUGCCCAGGGAGGUGGUGGACUCUGGCGUUUUCAAGAAACGUUUAUGUGUUGUACAGGGGGACAUGGUUUAGUGGAAAACAUUGCUGAUAGGUAGACAGUUGGAUUGGAUGAUCUUGGAGGUCUCUUCCAACAUUGGUGAUUCUACGAUUCUAAUAUACUCAGCUACACAGCAUGAAACAGGGUGCCCAGAGAUGUCAAUGUCCCAUCCCUGGAGACAUUAAAGGCCAGCUUGGACCAGGCUCUGAGCAACCUGAUCUAGCUGCAGAUAUCCUUGGUUCAUUGCAGGGGGGUUGGUUUAGAACACCUUUAAAGGUCCCAUCCAACUCAAACGAUUCUGUGAUUCCACACACAUGGGACCUCACAGACUCCAUCUUUUGAGGUAGAUAAAGAGACCCACAUCUCCUCAGCAGGUAACAGCAGAAGAUGAGAGAAACACAGGACAUUCAAACUUCAAUUUCAAACUUUCUAAACCAAUAAAGUGAUAAAAUUGUCAUCUUUCCCAGGAAUACAAUUCAACACUCAAGGAGGGAUUGGGAAGGUUGAGGGAUAUCCAUCCUUGCAGACAGACAGAAGUAUCACUCAAUAAGGCGUUCAGAAAAUUCUGACAAAACUAGCCUCAGUACCAGAUUGCAGUGAGAACCCUCAGGAAAGAGUUCUUCCACAAUAAAAUAUUCAGCAAAAAUUUCGAAACAUGCUCUGACUCAUUAAAAACAAAGAAAAAGGCAAACAGUGAAGUUCCAAUACCAUGAGAUGUAGUUAAAAAGCAAACAUCCAGUUCACAUUGCAAGAAAACACAAGAACUGAGAAUAUUAAAUUUUUCACAACAAAACUUUGUUUUGUUCCCCCCCCCCCCCCCUCCAACACAGCCCAUGAAGACAACUGCCAUGAAAUUUACACAGCACUACAGCUUUCAAAGUACAAGAGCUCAGAGAAGACUUCGAUUCAGAAAUCUUUAGAGUUCAAAAAAAGGAAAGGAAAGAAUAAAAACCAACAGAUCUCCAUCAGUUAAAAUAUUAAAAACUAAAGAAAAAAGCCAACUUGUUGAAGGAUAGGAUGUGUAGCAGAACUAUGAGACUGACGUGAAAUGCAUCAAAUCCAAACAGUCCAAAGUGUAAUAAAAAAUGAUGCACUGAUAGAAAACAAACAGAAAUUGAAUGCGCAAAACCAACAAACAAUAUUAUUACAUAACAUCAAGAACUACAUUUCAACAGGAC
Messenger RNA from Gallus gallus (chicken), 8540 nucleotides. RefSeq names its product interferon type A1/A2-like. The record is from RefSeq and is a predicted model, not a curated record. Gene Ontology annotation, biological process: response to exogenous dsRNA; adaptive immune response; humoral immune response. Gene Ontology annotation, molecular function: type I interferon receptor binding; cytokine activity. The transcript has a single exon. NCBI's taxonomy places the organism in Eukaryota, Metazoa, Chordata, Aves, Galliformes, Phasianidae. The coding region runs from base 1154 to 2092 and encodes 312 amino acids. Gene Ontology annotation, cellular component: extracellular region.